GCUUUACUUGUGUUAUGGUGAUUAUUUUGCUCAGGGCCUGUGGGCAGUGUUUGCUGUGUGAGGGCUGAAUUCAGGGCUGUGUUUACUGACACACUGGAGCUCGGUGUUGAUUUCGCUGAGCUGAGGAGAAAGUUUUGUCCUCCAGCGGGGGAUUUAUAGUUAGUUGUACUUUUCCCUGUUUGCGCAAUCCGGAAAUAACCGAAGCAAACACAUUCUGGCUAAAUGUAUAUAAUGUUAUAAUGUUAAACUACGAUUAGCAGUUAUUUUCUUUUCAUAUCAACGUGUUCAUCUCAAAAGAACCGGAUUUAGGCCAGAUACUGCGUUGUCAUUAUAAUUACAGGUCACUGUUAAGAUGAGGAAAGCCAGUGAUUGUGAAUAAAUGUUUCUUUCCGUGGGGUAGGAGAAGCUGGCGGAGGUGUAGUCCAUGCGCCCCCGGGGCUGAACAAACCGCCUGUAUGGGGGUAGGGCCGGGGACGUGGCACCCUUUCCCCUUCACACACACGGUUUAGUCCGUUUGUACUGAACCCUGUGCGUUUUCCUCUUUGGUGAGCUUCUUCUGGGAAAGUGAGAACACAGUAAUCUGACAGAAACAACUGGACUGAGACCGUGUGAGCGAGUGGGUCUGGGUCUGGUUCUGGUUCCGAGUCGAUUGCAGUGAGAAAGAUUCGGCCCUGACUCGACCCUACUGCAGGAAGUGUAUUAUGGAGACUUGGAGCGUAUGGUAUAUAUUGCUGAUCAGCGCACUUCUUCACGAUUGCUCUGCCCACAAUGACUUCUAUACUUCUGUCGGCCAAAUGACAGAUCUGCUGUUUAUGGAGAAGGAUCUGGUGACAUCUCUGAAAGACUAUAUCAAAGCAGAAGAGAGCAAGCUGGAGCAGGUCAAACAUUGGGUUGAGAAAAUGGAGAAACUAACAGCCACUGCUACAUAUGACCCUGAGGGCUUCCUUGGUCACCCAGUCAAUGCCUUCAAACUGAUGAAAAGGCUGAACACAGAGUGGGGUGAAGUAGAAGACCUGGUGCUUAGAGACAUGUCUGAUGGAUUUAUCUCCAACCUAACCAUCCACCGGCAGUACUUCCCUAGCGAUGAAGAUCAGGCAGGAGCAGCCAAAGCACUAAUCCGUCUUCAGGACACCUAUAAGCUAGAAACACAUGCUAUCUCCACUGGAGAUCUUCCUGGUUUGUCUGCAGAUAUGCCAUAUAAGAGCACUCUGACAGUGGAGGACUGUUUUGAGUUGGGGAAGAUUGCAUACUCAGAAGCAGAUUACUAUCACACAGAGCUGUGGAUGGCACAGGCUCUGAGACAGUUGGAUGAGGGUGAGGAGUCAAGCGUUGAUGCCGUGACCAUCCUGGACUACCUGGGCUACUCUGUUUACCAGCAGGGGGAGCUAGAGAGAGCCCUGGAGCAUACCAAAAGACUGCUGACGCUAGAUCCAGCUCAUCAGAGAGCCAAUGGCAACCUAAAGUACUUUGAAUACCAGCUGGCCAAGCAGAGAAAAGCAGAGAGGGAGCAGAGAGGAACAGAGGAGGAGAAAAAGGAGCGAGAGAAGAGAGAGGUGGACAGGAAGAAGGAUUUCCUUACAGAAAGGAGGAAAUAUGAGCAGCUUUGCAGAGGUGAAGGAAUCAGGCUGACCCCACGCAAACAGAGUCGACUGUUUUGCCGUUUCUACGACAACAACAGGCACCCAUACUAUGUGCUGGGCCCUGUGAAACAGGAGGAUGAGUGGGACCAGCCACGCAUUGUCCGUUUCCACAACAUCAUCAGUGAAAGAGAGAUGGAAAAAGUGAAGGAACUGGCCAAGCCCAGGCUGCGCCGAGCCACCAUUUCCAACCCUGUCACUGGUGUACUGGAGACCGCCCACUAUCGUAUCAGCAAGAGGCGUGCCACCGUGCAUGACCCCCAAACAGGGCAGCUCACCACAGCCCAAUACAGAGUCUCCAAGAGUGCCUGGUUAGCAGCCUACGAGCACCCAGUGGUGGACCGCAUUAAUCAGAGAAUUGAGGAUAUUACAGGUUUGGAUGUCAGAACAGCAGAGGAGCUACAGGUGGCUAAUUAUGGUGUAGGAGGCCAGUAUGAGCCACACUUUGACUUUGGACGGAAAGACGAGCCAGACGCCUUUAAGGAGCUGGGCACAGGGAACCGCAUUGCCACCUGGCUCUUCUAUAUGAGUGAUGUAGCAGCAGGGGGUGCCACAGUCUUCCCAGAAGUAGGAGCAGCAGUAAAACCAAUAAAGGGUACAGCAGUGUUCUGGUAUAACCUGUUCCCAAGUGGAGAGGGAGACUACAGCACAAGGCAUGCCGCAUGCCCAGUACUUAUGGGCAAUAAGUGGGUUUCAAACAAGUGGAUCCAUGAAAGAGGUCAGGAGUUCAGAAGGCCGUGUAGUCUGCAUAAGACAGACUGAUGAUAACCUUCCUCAUCCCAUCCUCCCAUCCCAUCCUCCUCUUUGAUUGUGUCCGCUCUGUGGUUUAAGACCUACGAGAUGCUCCUAAUAAAACCACAACCCCACUCAUGUUUGCCUUUAACAGUCAACCUAUUUUAUUUUUAUUUAAAUGUGUGUAUGUGUGCCUGCCAGCAAAUUACAUUGAUGCCAUUGGUGCCUUUUGUCAUUGCUCAAAAUAGCUGCAGAGAAGAAAGCUGUCCCUCAUGACACUCCAUUUACACUUUCCAGGUAUUAAUAUAGCUGAGGUACUAUGGGGAAAAUCUCAAACUUCUAUACUCAUAAAUCAAAAUUAAGACAUUUUAAACCUAAACCUAUUUCAUCUAAAUAUUUCUUGCACAAAAACUCUACACUCUGGAGUCCUGAAGUCAGAUUGUAGCUAUGACUGCGGCUGGAUGUCAGACUGUAGCUACAACUGUCAGAUUCCAUUAGCUGAGCCAGUGGAGUACUGUGCAAUACCUUGCUCACUCUUUGUGUGUGUGUCUGUGUGUGGGAGAGGUAAAGGUUAGGCUCAUCAAACAAAUUAAUGUCAUGUUUAAAACCAAAGGUACACUGUAUGUUUAAGCUCUCUCUUUCCGCAGGUGAAACAAGGAUUAAAGAAAAAGUGCCCAAGAAAUAUUAGAUAUACAAAUCAAUUUGUUAUACAAUUUGUCGCAAACAGUGUAUGAAAUGCAAUAGGCCUAUUUUUCUUGUGCUAAUCACAAUUACAGUGGCCACACCACCGCUAGCAGAGAAGGAAAGGCUGUCUUAACAUUUCAUCAUUUCAAAGUCUUUCUCUUUGUAAUAAUAGUGAGACUGUAACACUCUCUAACAUGACUCCAGUUACAGUCUCUUACUCCUGUUAUCUGAUCAGGAAAUGAAAGCCUCUAUUUAUGUAUCAUUUCAUGUAGUCUUUUCACUCCAGUGACAUAAGAUUUGUGGUCAAAUCCUGUAUAAAUAUGUGAACAUUGUUUACUACAGAAAUAAAGAAUUCUCUGAUCUAGUUA
Molecule: messenger RNA, 3421 nt
Organism: Pangasianodon hypophthalmus (striped catfish)
Lineage: Eukaryota; Metazoa; Chordata; Actinopteri; Siluriformes; Pangasiidae
Gene: p4ha1a
Product: prolyl 4-hydroxylase, alpha polypeptide I a
Exons: 16
Coding region: 702-2399 (565 amino acids)
Biological process (GO): peptidyl-proline hydroxylation to 4-hydroxy-L-proline
Cellular component (GO): endoplasmic reticulum
Molecular function (GO): protein binding; iron ion binding; procollagen-proline 4-dioxygenase activity
Source: RefSeq, a predicted model, not a curated record